Closterium sp. Naga37s-1 is the source of this 2287-nucleotide messenger RNA. The record is from the annotation of a GenBank genome assembly. Lineage: Eukaryota; Viridiplantae; Streptophyta; Zygnematophyceae; Desmidiales; Closteriaceae.
AUGGUUGUUGUUGCGAAUUUCAUGAUGCGCCCCCCGCGUGUGCUGAUUCAUCCGAUGCGGCAGAGCAGACGAGUGCGCGCAGCAGCGCCGUGCGCGUCGCUGUCCGCUCUGCUGCUGCUGCUGCUGCUGCUGCUGCUGCUGCUGCUGCUGCUGCUGCUGCUGCUGGCGACUGGCUCUGCGGCCUCUCUGGACGCGCAAUCACAUCGUGCCAAUCCCUCGCGUCGCCCUCCCCAUUCCCUCGCGCAGCUCUUUCCCCGCCCAUCCCCCUCCCCAUCGACCUCCUGGCUGGCCCCCUGGCAGCACAGGGAGCACGCGCAUGGCAGAGUGCUGCUAGGGGAGCCGGGGCAUGUGCUGACGGCGGCUCUCGUGCACCAUACUGCUGUGCAUGGGUGUGACGGUGACCACGCCACAUACCACAGGCGUCAGCGCCACCGGGACAUGCAUCGCAUCCUCACGGCCUUUGCCCCCCAACCGCCCUCAGCGGCCUCAGCACACUCACACCGGCCAGCCAGCAGCACCACUGGUGCUCGCAGGCUGCAGGAAUCGCCUGCAGUAGCAGCAGGUGCUGCCGCUGGCGUUGCAGCGUUCGACCUGGGAGGCCGAACCAUCCCAUACGGGCUCUACUAUCUGAACGUGUCGCUCUCAUCGCCUGCGCGCUCCUUCUCAGUCGUCUUUGACACCGGGAGCGACAUGCUGUGGGUGCCCUGUGACUGCUUCCAGUGUGCCACCGACUCCUCGCUCGUUCCUCUGAGCGCCCCCUACCGCCCGGAGAACUCGCUCACAGCACAACCCGUCAGCUGCAGCAGCCCUCUGUGCCCCACCGGCCGCCCCAACAUCGGCUGCGGCAUUGCCCCCAACCUCACCCGCAUAGUGCGCACUCCCACCACCACCCCCCGCUCUGCUCCGCCGGAAUCUCCCACCAGUGGGGUUCCAGAGCCUCUACCGCUCUCAACCUCCUCCAAUGCCUCUGAUUCUCUGACGGGCUCCCUUCCCCUGGCGGCUGCUGAUUGGCCUGCUCCCAGUGAGACGUGUCAGUAUGUGAUUCGCUACGGGGAUGGCAGCAGCACGGAGGGGACCCUGGUGACUGAUGUGAUUAACCUGAGUGUGACGCAAGCGGGGGUGGGUGGAGUGGCAGCUGCCACGUCAGCGCCGUCGGCUGUGCCAGGUGGCGGUCAGCCAUUGGAGGGGUCGGCAGGGAGUGGAAGCAGUGUUGUGAGCCCACGGGUGCUGUUUGGCUGCUCAUCACUCCAAACAGGCACGCUUAUCAGCAGCCCCUUCUCAGUGGACGGCCUCAUGGGCUUUGGCUCGGGCCCCCGCUCCGUCAUCCGCCAACUCUCCUCCUCCACGCCCUCCUCCUCACCCUCCUCGCCAACACAAGUGGCAGCCUCGCCUACAGGAGCAUCAGCACCAGCACCAGCAUCAGCAUCAGCAUCAGCAGCAGCAGCAGAAGCAGCUGCAGUAGGCACGGGAGCGGGUGCAGGGCAGCAGGAAGCGGUGAUGCCGUUCGCAUUCUCCUUCUGCCUGGACGGGGGGGACACGGGGGGAGGCCACCUGGCGAUUGGGCGGUCGCAGCAACCCGCAGACAUGCAGACAGCAGCGCUGUGGCAUGUUGACGGACUCCCAUACCACUACAUCAACAUCACCGGAAUGAGCAUCGGAGGUCGCCAGGUGGCGGGUGCUGAUUCGCUGUCAGCAGUGGACGCGGCCAGCCUGGCAGGCGGGGUAAUCAUUGACAGCAGUACCACCUUAACUGCACUGCCGCCCGAUGUCUACACCUCGCUAAAGGAUGCGGUGUUUUCCGACCCGCUCCUCUCUGCAUUCGCUGAUCCCACCCUCGGGGAUUGCACCCUCUUUCCCAGCAACGCCACCCUCUUUGACUCGGUCUUCCCAAACCUCCUGAUCAGCUUCGGCAACACAACCUGGGCCGUGCCGCCCACCAACUACCUUUUCCUUGGGGGCUUCAUGGAGCGCACGGGCAUGGCGCUGCUGUGCCUGGCGGCCCUCCCCAUUUCCUCCUCGCGUGUGUCAGCCAUCAUUGGAGAGUCGUGGCUGCAGAACUUCUACAUCCUCAUGGACGAGGAGAAAGGGCUGUUCGGCUGGCACCCCCUCAACUGCUCCACGGGCCAGGAGCUUUUCCGAACGUCACUACCGCAAGAGGGUAGCCCUUCGCCUGCCGCACCCAACACCACCACAACACCCAGCCGGGGGCAUGGGCCAGAGAGUGUGCGCCCAUCGAGUCCGAGUCAAGGCUCACAAGGCGAGCUAUCAUCGGCACCAGAGGCGAAGG